Micropterus salmoides (largemouth bass) is the source of this 3478-nucleotide messenger RNA. It is a transcript of the gene cry1a, whose product is annotated as cryptochrome circadian regulator 1a. The transcript is spliced from 14 exons. Gene Ontology annotation, biological process: entrainment of circadian clock by photoperiod; negative regulation of DNA-templated transcription; circadian regulation of gene expression. Gene Ontology annotation, cellular component: nucleus; cytoplasm. The record is from RefSeq and is a predicted model, not a curated record. Gene Ontology annotation, molecular function: FAD binding; DNA binding. Bases 809 to 2671 code for a protein of 620 amino acids. Lineage: Eukaryota; Metazoa; Chordata; Actinopteri; Centrarchiformes; Centrarchidae.
GUCACGACAGUGGGUGCGGUGACGAGCUUGAGCGGUUAUUCGCAGACGUUGAGAACAUUUUUCUGAAUAUUCACUCAAAACAAAUGUUCAGCAGUAGGAGAGACGAGUCAUACGGAACCGAGACCGAUUUACAACAGCUAAGUAUUUCUCUAGGUUUCACUAGGACGACGAAUUUGACAAUAUCGCAGUCAUAAACUGUAUUUACAUAACCAGCUUUCUCGUUAUUCACGGCUGGGAUCAGCCGGGCUUGCCACCGUGUCUUGUGGUCGUUAUUGCCUGAAAUUACAGGCCAGUUAUUCAGAUUCAGUUAUAAUUAAAUAAUGGCUUUAGAGUGCGGGUCCAGCAAAGUGUUUUAGUAGGUUACAUGUAUAUUUGUACACGCAUUAUUCACUAUUCAGAAAAAACAAGUUAUACAACGAGCCACGCUGUUGCCCGUCACAGAAGCAGGUCCUAAAGCCCGACGUGUUGUUGGCUGUCACAUUGCCGGAGAGCGCGCGCGCGCUGUCUCGUGCCCAAAUGGUUCAGCAACCAACGAUUUCUAAAUUCCUCGACAUUAUGGAAAAGGUUCUUUUAGAGCAAGGUUAAUUGCAAAGUUGGACUGCAUUACUGAAAACAACGAUUUGUAUGCUAACAUAGCAUACACGCAAUUUACUGCAUACAUCUGGAUUCCCACACGCCUUUUUAUUUUUCUUGGAUAUCAUUUUUUUUUAAAACACUGUCAGUGAAUCGGGAUACCAGUGGAGUGGAGUGAGCACAAAAAGACUUGUUAUUAUUAAAAGGCGACAAAAAGGACUCGUCCAGUUGAGUAAUGGUCAUUAAUACGAUCCACUGGUUCAGGAAGGGCUUGCGGCUCCACGACAACCCGUCGCUCAAGGAAUCUCUGCAGGGAGCGGAUACUGUCCGCUGCGUCUACAUCCUCGACCCCUGGUUCGCGGGGUCUUCCAACGUUGGGAUCAACAGGUGGAGGUUCUUACUGCAGAGUCUUGAGGACUUGGACUCUAGCCUCCGCAAGCUCAACUCUCGACUGUUUGUGAUACGAGGCCAACCCACUGAUGUCUUUCCCAGACUUUUCAAGGAGUGGAAUAUUUCUCGUUUGUCUUAUGAGUACGACUCUGAGCCUUUUGGGAAAGAGCGAGAUGCAGCUAUUAAAAAACUGGCCUGUGAGGCUGGAGUGGAGGUGACAGUCCGCAUCUCCCACACACUCUAUGACCUGGACAAGAUCAUAGAGCUGAAUGGCGGUCAGUCCCCUCUUACCUACAAACGGUUCCAGACCCUCAUCAGUCGUAUGGAUUCAGUGGAGAUGCCUGUGGAGUCCAUCACGGCGGAAGUCAUGGGGAAAUGCUCUACGCCACUGUCCGAGGACCACGAUGACAAGUUUGGCGUUCCCUCCCUGGAGGAGCUGGGUUUUGAUACUGAAGGUCUGUCGUCAGCUGUGUGGCCGGGGGGAGAGACAGAAGCCCUCACACGACUUGAGAGGCAUUUGGAGAGGAAGGCGUGGGUGGCCAACUUUGAGCGUCCCAGAAUGAACGCCAACUCACUGCUCGCCAGCCCGACAGGCCUCAGUCCAUACCUGCGCUUUGGCUGCCUUUCCUGUCGCCUCUUCUACUUCAAACUCACCGACCUCUACAGGAAGGUGAAGAAGAACAGCUCCCCUCCCCUCUCACUCUACGGUCAGCUGCUGUGGCGCGAGUUCUUCUACACGGCAGCCACCAACAACCCCUGCUUCGACAAGAUGGAGAGCAACCCAAUCUGCGUUCAGAUCCCCUGGGACCGCAACCCUGAGGCGCUGGCCAAAUGGGCGGAGGGCCGUACCGGCUUCCCCUGGAUCGAUGCCAUCAUGACCCAGCUGAGGCAGGAGGGAUGGAUCCACCACCUGGCUAGACACGCCGUGGCCUGUUUCCUGACGAGAGGAGACCUGUGGAUUGGCUGGGAGGAGGGCAUGAAGGUGUUUGAGGAGCUGCUGCUGGAUGCAGACUGGAGUGUGAAUGCAGGCAGCUGGAUGUGGCUCUCCUGCAGCUCUUUCUUCCAGCAGUUCUUCCACUGCUACUGCCCUGUGGGUUUCGGCCGACGCACAGACCCCAAUGGAGAUUACAUACGGCGCUACCUGCCCAUUCUGAGAGGGUUUCCAGCCAAAUAUAUUUAUGAUCCCUGGAAUGCCCCAGAGAGUGUGCAGAAGGCAGCCAAAUGUAUUAUUGGAGUACAUUUCCCCAAGCCCAUGGUGCACCAUGCAGAGGCCAGCCGUCUCAACAUUGAGCGAAUGAAACAGAUCUACCAGCAGCUCUCCUGUUACAGAGGCCUCGGCCUUCUGGCCACAGUUCCGUCCAACACUGGUAACGGUAAUGGCGAGACGGGGUUCCCUGUUGAGUCUGCACACAAUGCUUCUACUCUAUCCGGCUAUCAGAUGCCAGGUCACUCGCAGGGAGACUGGCAAAGCGGUGUCAUGAUGUACUUGCAAGGUGAUCAACAAACCAGCAUCAGCACACACCAGCAAGGGUAUGCAGGCACCAGUGCCAGUGUGAUGUGUUACGGUCAAGGCACACAGCAGAUUCCUGGCCCUGCCAUUCAGAAAGGACCUGAACACCACUGCACUCCUCAGACCAGUGGCAAACGCCACAGUGAGGACUCUGGCAACAGCAGAGGCUCUAAAGUCCAAAGACAGAGCACCCACUAGAAAGGAGUGUCUGCAGACUUCAGUCCUACCGUGUACGCAGCCAAACGCAAAAUGGACGCUAAGACUUUUGUUUUUAUUACAGCACUACAAUGUUGCAUGAACACACCUUCAGGAGGAGCCUACGAACCCAUUAUAUAACACAUUCACAAGUUUGGGACUGUAUAUUAUCAUGUGGACUGCACGACCCAGCCAGUGCUGACAUCACUGGAGAGGCUGUGAACACUGUGCUUGUGUUUGGGUUAAUAUUGCUGGGACAAAAGUCCUUGUGUAUAUAAUGAAUUUGCUAAUCGCAGCUCACAUACAACUUGUACAUAUUUGGAUAUUGUAUGUGUUUUCUCUCUUUGUGUAGCCAUAGACCCAUUGAUAUAUUUUUGAUAUGCAAAACCAUUGUGGAUGGAUCUUUUUUUUUGGAAAAUUUUCUGUAAAAAAACAAGAGCAUUUAUAUACUGUCGAUUCCAAAAAUGGUGAGAAAACUCUUAUCUGUUCUAAUACAGCUUGUUCUCAUGUUCUCUCAACUUCCCAAUGUUCUCCCUUUUUAGCAAUCCCAUGUAUCUAUCAGCAGAAGUGUAUUGAUCAUUUCCUUUGUCAUCUCAGUACUAGACUUUUUUUCUGUACCACUGUAGAGGGAAAAUCGGUAUAAAGUUAAUUAUCAAGUUAUUGCCCUUGUCAAUGGUUAUUCAGAAAAGGUGGCAGGAAUACAGAGUCUUCAUAUCAUGGUGUCCCCCUGUAAUCCCCAAUAAAUGUACCACUGGAGAGAAGUGCUUCACUUGAUUCUUGUUUCUUCUCAAUUUGCUUGUUUAAUUAAAA